Messenger RNA from Stegodyphus dumicola, 1566 nucleotides. Its product is annotated as SEC14-like protein 2. Gene Ontology annotation, cellular component: cytoplasm. Lineage: Eukaryota; Metazoa; Arthropoda; Arachnida; Araneae; Eresidae. The record is from RefSeq and is a predicted model, not a curated record.
AGAAACAGGUGGAUUCGAAGCCUUCUUCCUCCUGGUUUGCUACCUGGAUAAGCAUCGUUGACGCACGAAGGAAGAAAAAAACGUCAAAAAAUAAUCAUCCUAAAAGGAAAAGAUUUACAAUUAAUACUCGGACCGAUCGCUAUUUUGUUUCAUAGCUCUUUACUUAUUUACUCUUUCGUAUUAUAAAACUGGGAUGUAAUUUCUGGACCUUGUCAUCCUUACAAUAACGACCAAGACCUUCGGCAACCAGUCGACUGAGUAUUUUUCAACAAGCAGCAUCGAACUAGGCCUAAUGAACGGCACCUUCGAUUACAAGCAGCAAGAGGAUCAGCGGAUAGCUCUGAAAGAGUUUCGAAGAGCUGUGCAAGAUAUCUUACAACACCACCAUGAUGACCAGUUUCUCCUUAGAUGGUUGAAAGCUCGGGAUUUCGACCUAGCCAAAGCAGAAAGAAUGAUCCGAGAGAGUUUCAAAUUCCGAAAGAAACUUGGAGCUGACACAAUCUUAACUUCAGCUUAUGAACUACCAGAAGUGUAUAAAAAGCAUCCAAUCACGGAAUGUCUAGGAUUUGAUAAAGAACACAGCGUUGUCAGGCUGUUCAUGGCUGGUAUCUGUGAUUAUAAAGGUUUUGUAUAUUCUCUACGCAUCGUAGACAUGAUGAAAAUUCUCAUAUACAUGCUGGAACAUGAUCUGAAAAUGGUGCAAGAGAAGAAGAAGAAAAUUGUAAAAUUAGAGGAGAAAACCACAUUCAUUUUAGACUUCAAUGGCUUCACCUUGAAGCAGUUCUAUGACAAAUCAGUUAUAAAUGCAGGCAUUCAGCUGAUUACUAUGUACCAAGACAAUUACCCAGAGACUCUGAAAGCAGCUUAUCUCAUAAAUGUUCCAUCUUACUUCAGUUGGAUCUUCAAUUUGUUCAAGCCCUUUCUGAAUGCAGUCACUUUGAGUAAAAUAAAAAUAUAUCGCACAGAUGAAUGGCAAGACGAACUCUUUCAAAUUAUGGACCCGAAAUUAGUUCCAGCUUUUAUGGGAGGAAAAUUAACAGAUCCCGAUGGAAAUCCAAAAUGUACAACACUUAUCAACUGGAAUUCGAAGAUUCCGCCUUCUUUCUACCUAAAACAGAGCCAGCAAAAUGGUGGAGCUGAUGAUCCAUCUAUGAAGUCUGUCACUGUUCAACAGAGGUCAACAUUUGAGGUACCAGUAGAAGUAAAAGUGUCUGGAACCAUCUUGAAGUGGGUCUUCAAAACGAAAGAGUACAAUAUCCGUUUUGGUUUGUUUUUCAAACCAAAUGGAAAGAAAUCUCACACAGAAGAGAUCAUCCCAAUUGGAAGUGUUGACUGCCAGGUGCUACCAGAAGAAAAUGAGCUCAUAUGUGAAAAAGAAGGGACCUAUAUUCUACAUUUUGACAAUUCAUACAGUUGGCUGACAGCAAAACAACUUAUGUACAAAGUUGAAACUGAAGCACCUGAUGCAAAUGAAACCAACAAUAACUGAUAUUUAAUAAUCUGAAUAUAGACAUCUAUGUAUAAAUACCUGUAAAUAAAACUUAAUACUUUCAUUAAAUCACAAAA